AUGACAUUAGCAAAACACUGGAAGUUUAAUAAGGAUGAAGACAUAGUUUUGUCUAACCUUAAGGGAUUGUGCCACUCUAACCCAGCAGUUGGAUUGAUCCCGUCCGAAAAGGUUAUCUACAACCUCAAUUCCGACACAUCCAAGAAGGUCACAUUGAUAAGUGGAGGAGGAGCAGGUCAUGAACCAUUGCACGGAGGGUUUGUAGGUGAAAACUUGCUUGAUGCCGCAGUUAGUGGUGCAAUUUUUGCAUCACCAUCGACUAAGCAGAUCAUGGCAGCAGUGAAGACCAAGUCCAACAAGGACAAAGGAACGUUAAUAAUAGUUAAGAAUUAUACGGGAGAUGUGUUGCAUUUUGGGUUGGUGGUAGAGAGGGCCAAGAGUGAAGGGUAUAAUAUUGAUAUUCUUCCCGUGAGUGACGAUGUUGCGGUUGGCAGAAGACAAAAUGAGAUGGUUGGAAGAAGAGGUUUGGCCGGAACUGCAUUGAUUCAUAAGGUUUUAGGAGCAUCAUCUUCAGACGGUUCUGAUUUGAAGUCAAUUGCUGAACUUGGGCACCUUGUGAACGACAACUUGGUUACCAUUGGUGCUUCGUUAGACCGUACUUCAGUUCCUGGAAAGGCUGGUGAAGAAGUAGAGUUCACAGGUCCGGAUGAAGCGGAAUUGGGUUUGGGUAUUCAUAAUGAACCUGGACACAAAAUGAGCCCUAUCCCAAAUAUUGAUGACUUAGUUAAGGACAUGUUCAACAAAUUAUUGUCACCCGAAGAUAAAGAUCGUCAUUACGUUGAUUUUGAUUUGAAAAAUGAUGAAUACAUUUUAGUUAUUAAUAAUAUUGGUGGUACUUCAUCUUUCGAAUUGUAUGCUAUCGCUGAGCAUGUGGUUCUGAAUUUACCAUUAUCCAAAAGACCAAAGCGUAUUUUGAUCAGUGACUUCGUCACAUCAUUGAACUCUCCAGGUUUCUCUAUCACGUUAUUGAACUUGUCAAAUAUCGCUAAGUCCAACUCGAAGUAUUCAGAAUCAAAGGUAUUAGGCUAUUUGGAUCUUCCAACUGAUGCGCCAGGCUGGAAACCAAAACUGUUUGACGCAAAACAAUGGUCAAACGAAAGCAAAUACAUUGAUUCACCAAUGAUUCAUGAGCAAAGGGUCACCUCGUCCUUGAAGAUGGAUUCCGGUUUAUUUGAAAAGGCGUUGACUAGUGCCUUACAAAAAUUAUUAAAGGCUGAACCAGAUAUCACUCACUAUGAUACUCUCGUCGGAGAUGGCGAUUGUGGUGAAACCUUAGCUAAAGGUGCAAAUGCGAUAUUAGAUGCUUUGAAGAAUGACAAGUCUUUCAAAGAUAACUUAAGUGAUCCUGCUUCUACGUUGUCUACCAUUACUGAAAUAGUUGAAGAUAAUAUGGGCGGCACAUCUGGUGGUAUAUAUUCUAUUUUCUUAACUGCUUUAGUGAAACACAUUCAAGAUGCACAAGAAAUAACAACUGAAGCUUUAGGUAAAGCAUUCCACGGCGCAUUAUAUGAUGGGUUAUUUAAAUACACUAAAGCUCGUACUGGUGGCAGAACCCUUGUUGAUACCUUACAGCCAUUCGUUGAUUCAUUUUCUAAGUUUGGUAAUGUCCAAGAGGCUGUAAAGGCAGCCAAAAAGGGUUGUGAGGCUACCAAGGAUUUACAAGCUAAAUUUGGUAGAGCAAGCUAUGUUAGUGAUGAAGAAUUUAAAGACGGUGAAAUUCCAGACCCUGGUGCUAUUGGAUUAUUAGCUAUCAUUGAAGGUUAUGCUGAAGCUUUAUCUAAGUAG
Molecule: messenger RNA, 1785 nt
Organism: Debaryomyces hansenii CBS767
Lineage: Eukaryota; Fungi; Ascomycota; Pichiomycetes; Serinales; Debaryomycetaceae
Gene: DAK2
Product: dihydroxyacetone kinase
Exons: 1
Coding region: 1-1785 (594 amino acids)
Biological process (GO): glycerol catabolic process
Cellular component (GO): cytosol
Molecular function (GO): ATP binding; glycerone kinase activity
Source: RefSeq, a predicted model, not a curated record